This is a messenger RNA of Acytostelium subglobosum LB1, 1344 nucleotides long. RefSeq lists its product as hypothetical. The coding region runs from base 1 to 1344 and encodes 447 amino acids. The transcript has a single exon. The record is from RefSeq and is a predicted model, not a curated record. NCBI's taxonomy places the organism in Eukaryota, Evosea, Eumycetozoa, Acytosteliales, Acytosteliaceae.
AUGAAGUUUGAGGUGGCCGAUGGAAUAACAUUGUCCAAUGAAUACCUUACACAACGAUGCUACUUCAUUGCCUCUCAACUAUUCCUCGAGAACCACUUCAUCCAGAUGGGUGUGGCCAAUGCCUCGUCGGAAAACCCAUGCUUCACUCGCUUCAAGUCUGUGGACCUAUCGCAAGUCGUGCACAUCUACGAGGAGACGCCAUUCUGGACCCGAAAAGACAUGGAGCGACGCCUUGAAGAGGUGUUGCACACUGAGAUGCCCCUGGACGAGAUCUCGCCAUUGAUGAGAAUCACCUGUUUCUGGCAUCACUCUCGUCUCAACGAGUUCCUGAUGAUCCUAAACUUCAACCAUGUUCUUUCCGAUGGUAAUGGCGCGAGACUGAUCGUCGAGACACUCCUGCGCUCGAUCCACAACGAAAAGUUCUCUACGGGUCACCUCGAGUCCAGCAUCCUACACUUUGACUACCUAGAGGGUGGCUACCAUUGUAACGACACAAUUGAACGUAUGAACCCGACGUCUCUGAGCUUGAUGGAGAAGCUGCCCAUCAUUGCGCAUCUAAACUACAUGCCCGCGUCCAUCAAGAGACACCGCAACAGAUUCUGGGCGGGCACCAAGCGACAAGAGUGGGAGGCUUGCAACUGUCGAAUCCGUGUCAUGUCCGUGCCAACUGGUGACAUGAUGUCGUUCAUCGGGACGUGCAUGCAGAACAAGGUGACGCCACACGCCGGCCUAUACACGGUGAUCAUCCAAUCCAUCUCUGAUGUGUUUAGUAAUGGCCAGCCACUCACCCUGCGUUCUUCGACCAUGGUCAAUGUGCGUCGAGCAUGCAAGGUACCCGACGAAGAGACUGGCAUCUUUGUGACGCCCGUGACCAGGGACACGGUGGUCAAGCCCCACGCUUUGGAGGACACCAAGAACUUCUGGGAUGAGAGUGCCAAGUACAAGAUGUACCUGAGGACUCACUACCUUGAGUCGCUCAAGCUCUCCAACAUGCUGAACUACAUCUCGGACAACUUCCCCAACCGAUUGCUCAACCUCUGGUCCAAGAACCUGGAGGUCUAUCCAAUGGGCAGGAGCUCGUCAUUCAUCCUGAACGACAUGGGCCAGAUGCACAUUGAGCAGGGCGGUGAGUGGACCUGUAAGGAGCUAUCGGUAGCACAGACGGCCAUUGUCACUGGAGGCGCAUUGCUCAUCUCCUUCAUUGGCGGUGAGUCACUCGAGCACUUCACCGGUACGAUGGGCUAUCAAAAGGGUGCCAUAACCGAAGAGGAAUCCGAUAAACUAGUAGCAGCCAUCACCAACAACAUUAGAAAGUAUGCAAUGCUUGGCACUACCAAGCUUUGA